Molecule: messenger RNA, 5185 nt
Organism: Myodes glareolus (Bank vole)
Lineage: Eukaryota; Metazoa; Chordata; Mammalia; Rodentia; Cricetidae
Source: RefSeq, a predicted model, not a curated record
AUGACAAAAAACCCCUAACCAACAAAAGUCCCAAAUAACAUAUUUUCUUUCAGAAAUGUAUGAUUAUUGUUCAGCAAAGUUCAGAAUUAUAUUUGACUGCCUUGUACUCUCUUCUCUCUCUUGUAUCUCCCAGGUUGGUGCCCAAAUUUCUACAGGUACUCAGAAAUUGCCAUCAGAUGAAAAGCAAGUUAAAAAUGAUAAAAACACAUAGCAGAACUAAUAUUUUACACAGAGUCUGUGCAUGAUUUUCUCAAGAAGUAUGUAUUGAAUGUCUCAUGCUGUAGGUACUGCACUGACUGAUCAGCAAGGAUGAAGGUGCUGUCUUCAUGAAACGACAUUCUGUUGAGUGGCAACCUCAUAAAUAGGAUAGGUUGUGGAACUGGAAUCAUUGUGAGCAGCCAGCAUGAACAGCCAGCCAGCCAGCAUUUCUAUCAGAAAUCUCUUGAGAACUUAAUUAUAAGCACUUCGAAAAUACAGUUAAGAGUUCAGAGUGGCUGCGUGGUGGUGGUACACACCUUUAAUCCCAGAACGUGUGAGGUAGAGUCUGGUGAAUCUCUGUCAAUUGAAAGUCAGCCUGGUCUACAGAGUUCCAGGACACCUAGGACUACCCUGUCUUGAAAGAAAAGGCCUUCCUUAAAGUUUCCCAUGUCUCAAUGGACUCCUGAAUAUAACGAGUUCUACACCCUAAAAGUGGCUAUGAAGAGUGGGACUCCUGAUGUGCCCACAACACAGGAGAGUCUGAAGGGGGUCCUUCUGCACCCACAGCCCUUAGGGGCCAGCAAGAGCUUCCCUGCAGAAGUGGAGAUGAUUAACAGCAAAGUGGGGAAUGAAUUCUCUCACCUAUGUGAUGAUUCAAAACAAGAGAAGGACAUGAAUGGCAACCAGCAAGAGCAAGAAAAAAGUGGUGUUGUGAGGAAAAAGCGCAAAAGCCAACAGGCUGGGCCCUCAUAUGUACAGAAUUGUGUCAAGGAAAAUCAGGGAAUUAUAGGGCUGAGGCAACAUCUAGAGACACCAAGUGAUGAAGAUAAUGACUCUUCCUUCAGUGAAUGUCUGUCUUCUCCCUCAUCUAGUCUCCAUUUUGGGGACUCUGAUACUGUGACUUCAGAUGAGGACAAAGAAGUCUCAGUGAGACAUUCCCAGCCUGUUCUGAGUGCUAAAAGCAGAAGUCACAGUGCACGGUCCCAAAAGUGGCCUCGGACUGAGGCAGAGUCUGUGUCAGGCUUGUUGAUGAAAAGACCUUGUUUUCAUGGUAGUGCACUGAGGAGACUCCCAUGCAGAAAGAGACUAGUGAAGAGCAGCUCCUCUCAAAGGACACAGAAACAGAAGGAGAGGCUGCUGGUGCAGAGGAAGAAGCGGGAGGUGCUGGCCCAGAGGAAGUAUGCGCUCCUCCCCAGCUCCAGUAGCUCCAGUGAGAACGACCUCAGCAGCGACUCUUCUUCUAGUUCCUCAACGGAUGGAGAAGAGGACCUGUGUGCAUCUGCCAGUGAGAACCCCAGCAACUCCGCUGCCCCCUCAGGAAGUAUUGAUGAAGAUGUUGUGGUGAUAGAAGCUUCCUUCACUCCCCAGGUCACUGCCAAUGAAGAAAUUAAUGUUACCUCAACUGACAGUGAAGUGGAGAUUGUUACAGUUGGAGAAAGCUAUCGGUCUCGUUCCACCCUUGGGCACUCCAGAUCUCAUUGGAGCCAAGGUUCAAGUUCGCAUACAGGUCGGCCACAGGAGCCUCGAAACCGCAGUAGGAUCUCUACUGUUAUACAGCCCCUGAGGCAGAACGCAGCAGAAGUUGUGGACCUUACUGUUGAUGAAGAUGAACCUACUGUAGUACCAACCACUUCUGCCAGAAUGGAAUCACAAACUACUAGCGCUUCCAUUAGCAAUUCCAAUCCAUCUACCUCUGAGCAAGCCUCUGAUGCUACUUCAGCUGUGGCCACUAGCCAGCCUUCCACAGUGUCAGAGACUGCAGCUACUCUCACAAGCAAUAGUGUGGCUGGUUCUUCUGUGGGCGAUGACUCGAGGAGAACUACAUCCAGUGCUGUUCCGGAAACGGGCCCUCCUGCCAUGCCAAGGCUCCCUUCCUGCUGUCCUCAGCACUCGCCAUGCGGAGGGACUUCACAGGGUCACCAUGCAUUAGCACAUCCUCACGCAAGUUGUUUUCAGCAACAUGGCCACCAUUUUCAGCAUCAUCACCACCACCACCAUACUGCCCACCCAGCAGUCCCAGUUUCUCCUUCCUUCAGUGAUCCCGCUUGUCCUGUGGAAAGACCUCCUCAAGUACAGGCUCCUUGUGGUGCAAAUAGCAGCUCUGGUUCCAGCUACCAUGACCAGCAGGCAUUGCCAGUUGAUCUGAGCAGCAGCGCUCUCAGGACUCAUGGAAGUGGGGGUUUCCAUGGUGCAUCUGCCUUCGACCCCUGCUGUCCUGUUUCUUCUUCCCGAGCUGCAGUUUUUGGCCACCAGGCUGCUGCUGCCCCGACUCAGCCUUUAGCAAUAGAUGGCUAUGGUUCAAGCAUGGUUGCGCAGCCCCAGCCCCAACCACCUCCACAGCCUUCUCUCUCAUCAUGUCGGCAUUAUAUGCCACCUCCUUAUGCUUCCUUAACAAGACCACUGCACCAUCAAGCCUCGGGUUGCCCUCACUCUCAUGGAAAUGCACCUCCUCAGACUCAGCCUCCCCCUCAAGUGGAUUAUGUUAUUCCUCAUCCCGUACAUGCUUUCCAUUCUCAGAUAUCUUCUCAUGCAGCAUCUCACCCUGUGGCGCCCCCGCCCCCAACUCAUUUAGGCAGUACAGCUGCACCCAUCCCUCAGCAUCUUCCUCCAGCUCACCAGCCGAUUUCACACCAUAUUCCAGCCCCAGCACCUCCAGCCCAGAGACUUCACCCUCAUGAAGUGAUGCAGAGGAUGGAAGUUCAGAGGAGGAGGAUGAUGCAGCAUCCAACUGGUCUUUUUGUGUUCUGUGUUUCCAGGCGGGCACAUGAACGUCCCCCGCCCCAUCCACAUAGGAUGCACCCAAACUAUGGCCAUGGGCAUCAUAUUCAUGUGCCUCAAACCAUGUCCUCACAUCCUCGCCAGGCUCCAGAGAGAUCUGCCUGGGAACUGGGGAUUGAAGCUGGAGUGACUGCAGCUACCUACACGCCUGGCGCACUGCACCCUCAUCUAGCCCAUUAUCAUGCCCCUCCUCGACUUCAUCACCUACAGUUAGGAGCACUUCCUUUAAUGGUUCCUGACAUGGCAGGCUACCCUCACAUUCGUUAUAUUUCUUCAGGAUUGGAUGGAACAUCGUUCAGAGGUCCUUUCAGGGGCAAUUUUGAGGAACUGAUUCAUCUGGAAGAAAGAUUAGGAAAUGUCAAUCGUGGAGCAUCCCAGGGAACAAUUGAAAGAUGCACAUAUCCACAUAAAUAUAAAAAGGUAACAACUGAUUGGUUCUCACAGAGGAAACUGCACUGCAAACAAGAUGGGGAAGAAGGGACAGAGGAAGACACAGAGGAAAAGUGUACUAUCUGUUUGUCUAUUUUAGAGGAAGGUGAAGAUGUGAGGCGCCUUCCGUGUAUGCACCUUUUCCACCAAGUGUGUGUUGAUCAAUGGCUGAUCACCAAUAAGAAGUGCCCCAUAUGCAGAGUGGACAUCGAAGCCCAGCUGCCAAGUGAAAGUUGACACCGUAUUUCAGAACUCUUGCUGUCCCUCUCAUUCCCAUUCUUCCUGGUACUGCAGUCAACCAAAGAUGGCAUGACUUACCUGCGCAGAUCUGGAAGCCUUGAACUCGGAGUGCUGACUCUGCUACAUGGUACAGCUACCGCUAGACCUACAACUUAUGUACACAGUUGAUUUUGAUGUAUUUAUAAAAGCUUUUGUGGUUUUUUUUUCUAGAUUUGACAUUUCUUCCUGUAUCAUUUUACUGUAUUUUUGCAUGAUUCCUUGUAUUGCAUUUCUUUGCACAUAUUAUGGGCUUGUGACCCUAAACUUGCAGGCAAGAUUAGCUGCUUUAGUAAGUAGUAUUUUUGUGGUCUUUUUGUUGUUACUUUUUUUUUUUUUACAUAGUACCUUGAGAAUUAUGAAUUUUUUUAUUCAUUACUAACCUUUAAUUUAAUCAAUCAUGUACUUUAGUUUAAUGUAUAAAGAUCCUCUAGAAAAUGAUAAUAUUGUGUAUUAAGACAUUCCUUAAUUAAAUUAGGACAAAAUGGCUGCUGUAUAUUUACAAUAUGGAGUUCUGAGUUAAGUACCACUCUUAAUACUGGGAACAGAAUGCAACCCAUGUCAAUCAGAUGAAGGUGGUACUCACAUGACCAGAGUGAUCAAUAGGAAUUUUCUUGGUGUAUCCUUUCUUCCAGCACAGUGCAAGAUCGAGUUGCUAUUGACGCCGUACGUUUAGACUGCUGUUCUGACCCUAUUUAUCUUCCUCUAUGCCAUUCGGAACUUUAUUCCCUAAUCCAAUUUUUGCUGCUGUGAAACAGCUUUGAUGAACACUAAAUAUUAAUUUGAGUUAGCUGGAUUGUAUAUACUUGCAGAUUUAAAAAAACUAGGGAAAUUGAAAAAGACAUGUAGAAUUUUGUUAGGUCUUCUGCUAAGCACGAAUAAUUAAGAUAUCUGCUUACAUUAAUUUUAUAAAGUCAUUCAGUCAGGAUUUAGGAUUCAGUCAUUGGCAGGUAUCUAUGCAUUCAUAGAACUUCUAAGGGUCCCAGGUUCACUUUUAAGGGAUUUUUUUUUUAUAGUUUAAAUAAAGUCAGCUGAAUCUACAUGUCUCUUGUUUUCUUUCUCUCUAAACUUGAAAACAAUAAAUCUGCAGAUACUGUGAGGCACAGAUUAUAUUGUCAGGCUACUGUUGGCUAUGGUUAUAGACACCCACUUCAGACAUUACCAAGAGUCGAUCACUGAUUUAAAAAUUUUAAUUUCUAUAGUUAAGAUUUACAACAUAAUAUAGAAUAAAAGUUAACAUACUAACAUUUCUCCUUUGGAGGAAGUUUUAAUCCACUUCAGGAUGCAUAUUAUCAAGAUACUUUCAUAUACAGGAUAGCCUAAUUUUAUUUGUUUAAAUAUGCUUAAUAUGCCCAAGAUUGCAAAUGCAUCCAGUCAGUAAUACCACUGUCUGUAUGUGGAAGACAUGUUCCCAUGGAUCAUAUGUGAAGAUGUCAAUAAGCUUGCAUUAAGCCACCUGCUUUGUAAGUGGAUUGAUUAAUAAAUAACUUAUAUUUCUAUUGUC